Molecule: messenger RNA, 519 nt
Organism: Peronospora matthiolae
Lineage: Eukaryota; Oomycota; Peronosporomycetes; Peronosporales; Peronosporaceae
Source: the annotation of a GenBank genome assembly
AUGGGCAUCCAUGCUGUUAGCGUCAUGCUAGAGGCUCUCAAUAGAGAUGCCCAACAUGCUACUAUCGCCAAGUUCAUUCAAAAUGAACUUGACGCUGAACGCGAGAAAGCAGCCUUGCUUCACCAACAAGGUUCUCAACAAGCAGAGUUGUUGAGAGAACAGGAUGAUCAACAGUUUGAACUGUUGAGACAGCAGCAGGCUGCUGCUGGUGGGUCGAUGCACUCGCGUCGACCCGAAACCUCGAAGAUUGACAUCUCAAAGUAUAGGGGGGUCGAAGAAGACUCCCUCUUGAGAUGGUUCGUCGAAUUGGAUGACGCCAUAAGGGCGCGUCGCAUCGACGACGUGGAUAUGCAAGUUGCAUUUGCCCAGUCAAAUCUGGCAAGACGUGCCAAGACUUGGGCUUUGGGGCUCAAGUUGCACGACCCAUAUGCGUUUAGGUCGUUGGAGGCUUCAAGUCGCGGCUCAGACAAACAUUUGAACCGCCUAGAGUUGAGUUCAGAGCUCGAACUGAACUCCUGA